Messenger RNA from Hirundo rustica (Barn swallow), 2913 nucleotides. Its product is annotated as complement C3-like. The record is from RefSeq and is a predicted model, not a curated record. The transcript is spliced from 22 exons. Gene Ontology annotation, molecular function: endopeptidase inhibitor activity. Gene Ontology annotation, biological process: inflammatory response; complement activation. Lineage: Eukaryota; Metazoa; Chordata; Aves; Passeriformes; Hirundinidae. The coding region runs from base 1 to 2913 and encodes 970 amino acids. Gene Ontology annotation, cellular component: extracellular region.
AUGGUGACGCCGGCCGUGCUGCGGCUGGACACGGACGAGCAGGGGACACUGGUGACCAUGGUGACGCCGGCCGUGCUGCGGCUGGACACGGACGAGCUGCUGGUGCUGGAGGCCCCGGGGCUGACGGCGGCGGCCGAGGCCUCGGUGCUGGUGCAGGAUUUCCCCCAGAAGCGCCAGGUGCUGUUCCAGACCCGCGUGGCCCUGAGCCCGGCCGAGGGCAUGAUGGCCACGGCCACCAUCAAGGUGCCGGCCAAGUCGCUGCCGCCGGCGCAGGGGAAGCCGUUUGUGACGGUGACGGCGCGGGUGGGCGCGGUGACGCUGGAGAAGGUGCUGCUGGUGUCGCUGCAGAGCGGCCACAUCUUCGUACAGACCGACAAACCCAUCUACACCCCCGGGGCCACCGUCCUCUGCCGCCUCUUCACCGUGGGCCACCUCAUGCAGCCGGUGUCCAAGACGGUCAUCGUGGAGGUCAAGACGCCCGACAACGUCAUCAUCAAACAAGUCCCGGUGUCGUCCCCGAGCAAGAACGGCAUCCUGUCCCUCAACCACAACCUGCCCGAGGUGGUCAGCCUGGGCAUGUGGACCGUUUCGGCCAAGUUCGAGGAUUCUCCGGAUCAGGUUUUCAGCGCCCAGUUCGAGGUCAAGGAAUAUGUGCUGCCGAGCUUUGAGGUGGCCCUGGAGCCCGAGGAGAAGUUCCUGUACAUCGACCGCCAGGAGGAUUUCCGGGUGUCCAUCCUGGCCAGGUACCUGUACGGGAAGCGCCUCGAGGGCACGGCCUUCGUCCUCUUCGGGGUCAUGGUGGACGACGAGAAGAAAAGCAUCCCGCAGUCGCUGCGGCGCGUGGCCGUGCAGGACGGUGACGCCGAGGCCGUGCUCUCCAUGGCGCACCUGCGUGAGCGCUUCCCCAACCCCCAGGAGCUGGUGGGACACUCCCUCUACGUCACUGUCACCGUCAUCACCGAGUCAGGCAGUGACAUGGUGGAGGCACAGCGCGGUGGCAUCCAGAUCGUGACGUCACCCUACACCAUCCACUUCACCCACACCCCCAAGUACUUCAAGCCGGGGAUGCCCUUUGACCUCACGGUUUAUGUCACCAACCCCGACCAGUCCCCGGCCCCGCGUGUCACCGUCCAGGCCGAUGGCUUCCAGGGCCAGGUGUCCACGCAGCGCGACGGCACGGCCAGGCUGGUCCUCAACAUGCCGGCCAACAAGGACAGCGUCCCCAUCACCGUGCGGACGGCGCAGGACGGGCUGCCCCCGGAGCGCCAGGCCUCGCGGCAGAUGACGGCCCAGGCCUAUCGCAGCCAGGCGGGCUCCGGAAACUUCCUGCACCUGGCGGUGGCGGCCACCGAGCUGCAGCCCGGGGACAACGUGGCCGUGAACUUCCACCUCAAGACCAACGACAACAAAGUCCGCAACUCCGUGCCCUACUUCACCUACCUGGUCAUGAGCAAGGGCCGCAUCCUCCGCGCCGGCCGGCAGCGGCACGAGCCCGGCCAGAGCCUGGUGACCGUCACGCUGCCCGUGACGCCCGAGCUCAUCCCCUCCUUCCGCGUCGUGGCCUACUACUUCGUGCCGCCCGGCGAGAUCGUGGCCGACUCCGUCUGGGUGGACGUCAAGGACACCUGCAUGGGCACGCUGGUGGUGAAGGGGGCGACGGAAGGUGACAACCGCGUCCACGAGCCGGGGACGCCGAUGAGGCUGCGCAUCGAGGGCGACCACAAGUCCCACGUGGGGCUGGUGGCCGUGGACAAGGGCGUCUUCGUCCUCAGCAAGAAGAACAGGCUCACCCAGAGCAGGGUUUGGGACACGGUGGAGAGAGGUGACAUCGGCUGCACGCCGGGCAGUGGCAGGGACAACGUCGGGGUCUUCGCGGACGCUGGCCUGAGCCUGGCCACCAAUGUCCAGGUGUCCACCCCGCAGCGGUCAGAGGUCCUGUGUCCCCAGCCUGCCAAACGCAAGCGCCGCUCGCUGGCACUCGCCGAGUACAAGGGCACCAAGGCGGCCGAGUACUCGGACAAGCUGGAGCGGAAGUGCUGCGAGGACGGGAUGAAGGACAACCCGAUGGGACACAGCUGCCAGAAGAGGACCGAGUACAUCCAGGAGGGCGAGUCCUGCGUCCGCGCCUUCCUCGACUGCUGCACGUACAUCAAGGCCAAGCGGGACCAGCAGAACAUGUCGCCCAGCACCGGGCUGGCCAGAAGCCAGGAGGAGGACGAUCUCUUCUCGCCGGACUCGGACAUCGUCUCCAGGAGCCUCUUCCCCGAGAGCUGGAUGUGGCAGGUGGAGCAGCUGACGGAGCCACCCAACGAGCUGGGGGUGUCGGCCAAGACGCUGCCCGUGUACCUGAAGGACUCCAUCACCACCUGGGAGGUCCUGGCCGUCAGCCUCUCGCCCUCCAAAGGGCUGUGCGUGGCCGACCCCUACGAGAUCACGGUGAUGAAGGACUUCUUCAUCGACCUGCGCCUGCCCUACUCGGUGGUGAGGAACGAGCAGGUGGAGAUCCGCGCCAUCCUCUACAACUACUGGCUGCGCGACAUCACGGUGCGCGUGGAGCUGGUCCACAACCCGGACCUGUGCAGCCCGUCCACGGCCAGGCAGCGCUACCAGCAGGUGCUGCGCAUGAAGGCCGAGUCCUCGCGCACCGUGUCCUUCGUCAUCGUCCCCCUCAAGCUGGGGCUGCUGGACGUCGAGGUCAAGGCCGCCGUCCGCAACCAGUACGUGGGCGACGGCGUCAAGAAGAAGCUGCGAGUGGUGCACGUGACAAUGAUGGACCUGGUGACCCUGAUGGACAGGAAGCUGGACAGUGAUGGACAUCAGGCCGGACAGCAGCCAGGCAGAAAGGGACCUGGUGGCACUGAUGGACAUCAGGUGGCACUAGUGGACCUGGUGGCACUGGUGGACAUCAGGUGA